CCCAUCAGCAGGGGAUCGCGGUCCUGGAGAAGGAGCUGGCCCAGCUGAAGCUGCAGGACAUCUCGGGGGACUUUCGCAUCCGGCACGUGGGGAAGGUGCACUAUGAGCUCUCCAGCUUGCACCUUCGAGGUUUCCACUUGCCGUACUCACGGAUCUCCCUGGUCCCCAGCGUUGGGCUGCAGGUCUCCAUCUCCAACGCCUUCGCCGAGGUGGACGGGAACUGGCGGGUGAAGCUACACUUCGUCCGGGACCACGGUUCGUUUGACCUGAAGGUGGAGAAUGUCUACAUCAAAAUCAGCCUGAAGCUGGGCAGCGACGCCUCCGGGAAGCCCACCAUUGACACCUCCGACUGCAGCACCCGCAUCUCCCAAGUCCGAGUACGCUUUUCGGGCAAGUUUGGAUGGCUUUACAACCUCUUCCACAGCGCUAUUGAGUCCACCUUCCGGAAGGUCUUGGAGAGCAAGGUCUGUGAGACCGUGGCUAAUUCUGUGCGCAGCGACCUCCAGCCUUACCUCCGGACCCUGCCAGUCACAGCCAGGAUAGAUGCCAUGGCUGGGAUCGAUUACUCCUUGGUGGCACCCCCAGCCGCUACUGCCCAGUCCCUGGAUGUGGACCUGAAGGGCGAAUUCUUCUCCCUGGCCCACCGCUCCGCCGCCCCCUUCCCUCCGCUGCCGCUGGCCUUGCCCCCAGAUCACGACCGCAUGGUUUACUUCGGGGCCUCCAGCUACUUCUUCAACACCGCCAGCUUUGCCUACCACGCAGCCGGGGCGCUGGUCUUCGAGAUCACAGACGCCAUGAUCCCGAAGGGCGUUGACUUCCACUUGAACACCUCCACCUUCUCAGCCUUCGUUCCCCAGCUCGAGAAGAUGUACCCGGACAUGCUGAUGAAGCUCAGGCUGUCUGCCCCCUCCGCCCCGUUCCUGAACAUCGGACCAGGGGGGCUCUUACUCCGGCCCGUCGUGGAUGGCCCGGUUCCCAACUCCAGCCUGGCUCCUCUCUUCCUCCUCGGCCUGACGGGCAACGUGUCCGCUGUCAUCGACGUGAAAUCCGGCCACGUAGUUGGGAGCCUGAAGGUGGGCAGGAUGAAGCUCUCUCUGAAGCAAUCGGAUGUCGGCACUUUCCAGGUGCGAACGCUGCAGUCCAUAAUGAACAUCUUUGCUUCCAGUAUCCUGCUCCCGCGUCUUAAUGCCAGGUUAGAUCAGGGUUUCCCUCUGCCGCUGCCGGACAGAAUACAGCUCUCCAAAAUCCUCGUGCAGUUCCACCAGGCAGAUGUGAUUCUCCUUGUCACCUGUUCCGUGAGGGAGAAGGCAGAGCAGGCUAUCUGGAACCGCCUGCGGCACCUCAAGGCGCUGAAAGCCCGGCGGCAGCAGGGUCGCUUACCUCUCCGCGUCGGGAUUCUAGGCUGCAUGGCGGAGAGGCUCAAGGAGGAGAUUCUGCACAGGGAGAAGCUAGUCGAUGUUGUGGCAGGCCCCGACGCGUAUCGUGACCUUCCCCGGCUGCUGGCCGUGGCAGGGUCUGGCCAGCAAGCUGCUAACGUCCUGCUGUCGCUAGAUGAGACUUAUGCGGAUAUUCUGCCUGUCCAGACUAGCGCAGGUGGCACGACGGCGUUUGUAUCUGUCAUGCGGGGCUGUGACAACAUGUGUAGCUACUGCAUCGUGCCCUUCACCCGUGGCCGUGAAAGGAGCCGCCCCAUUGCGUCCAUCCUGCAGGAAGUGAGGAUGCUCUCGGAUCAGGGAGUGAAAGAAGUGACCCUUUUGGGUCAGAACGUCAACAGCUUUCGAGAUAUGUCCGAGGUGCAGUUUCAGUCGGCUGCUGCCCCAGUCCUCAGUCGUGGCUUUAGCACAGUCUACAAAGCUAAACCAGGAGGCUUGCGCUUUGCACAUCUGCUAGACCAGGUUUCUAGAAUUGAUCCAGAAAUGAGGAUCCGUUUCACCUCGCCACACCCCAAGGAUUUUCCCGAUGAGGUCCUGCAGCUUAUCCAGGAGCGACACAACAUCUGCAAACAGCUUCACCUCCCAGCCCAGAGUGGAAGCACACGAGUGCUGGAGGCCAUGCGACGAGGAUACACACGAGAGGCAUAUCUGGAGCUUGUACACCACGUGCGCGAGUCCAUUCCAGGAGUGAGCUUAAGCAGCGACUUCAUUGCUGGGUUCUGUGGAGAGACAGAAGAAGAUCACCAGCAGACCGUGUCCUUGCUGCGGGAGGUCCGCUACAACGUAGGCUUCCUGUUUGCCUACAGCAUGAGACAGAAAACCCGGGCGUAUCACCGACUGCGAGAUGAUGUGCCUGCAGACGUAAAACAGAGGCGGCUGGAGGAGCUCAUUACUGUCUUUCGAGAGGAGGCUGCGAGGGCAAACGAGGCGAUGGUGGGCCAGUCUCAGCUGGUGCUGGUGGAGGGGCCCAGCAAGCGCUCUGCCUUGGAGUUGUGUGGGAGGAAUGACGGCAACAUCAAGGUGAUCUUCCCUGAUGCCGAGACCGAGGAUGCUGCGGGCUGCAAGGCUCUGGUCAGAGCCCAGCCAGGGGACUAUGUGUUGGUGAAGGUAACCUCUGCCAGCUCUCAGACCUUGAAGGGAGCUCUGCUCUGCCGUACGACCCUCUCCCGCUCUGCAGCUUGUCGUUGA
This is a messenger RNA of Opisthocomus hoazin, 2621 nucleotides long. The record is from RefSeq and is a predicted model, not a curated record. Lineage: Eukaryota; Metazoa; Chordata; Aves; Opisthocomiformes; Opisthocomidae.